This is a messenger RNA of Boleophthalmus pectinirostris (great blue-spotted mudskipper), 1083 nucleotides long. RefSeq names its product proenkephalin-A-like. Bases 1 to 1083 code for a protein of 360 amino acids. The transcript has 5 exons. Lineage: Eukaryota; Metazoa; Chordata; Actinopteri; Gobiiformes; Gobiidae. The record is from RefSeq and is a predicted model, not a curated record. Gene Ontology annotation, biological process: chemical synaptic transmission; neuropeptide signaling pathway; sensory perception. Gene Ontology annotation, cellular component: axon terminus; dendrite; neuronal cell body. Gene Ontology annotation, molecular function: opioid receptor binding.
AUGCGGUGGGGUGGGGGGUCGCGGGGGCGGCCGUCACGCUCGCGCCGCGCCCCUUCCCUUAUUAAAACCGAUCAUGACGUCACCUCCUUAAAGUCCUUAAAACUGGCCCACGCGCGCCUCGGUCCUGAGAACGAGCUCGUGUUCAGUCCAGCAGCAGCAGCAGCAGCAGCAGCAGCCACGCGCUCAGAUAACACCGUGGCACGGAGGAGAGGAGAGCUCCAGAGCGCCGCGAUCCACCGGCACCCGGAGAAUAACCUGCGGACGCACACCGGCUCCGACGGCAGCGGAUACGACUCUCAGAGCUCCAGCGCCGCCAAGACCAGAACAAACCAGAAACGUUCCCCAAAUCCACUUACACGAGCCAAAACCCUGAUGGCCCCCGCGCAGAGCCGAGCCGUAUGGGUGCUGGCCCUGAUCUCCGGUCUGUCCCUGCUCUCCUCCGCCUCAGACUGUGGACAGGACUGCGCCCGAUGUGUGUACGGCCUCCUGGGACAGCACACCUCCCUGCCUCCGCUGGCCUGUUCCAUGGAGUGUGGUGGUGCCUUAGACUCACAGACGCUGCGCUUGUGUCAGGAGACUCUUCUGGAGAGUGACAGCCAGCUCCCCCUAGAGGACAACACCCCCGAGCUGGAGGAGACCGCAGAGGUGUCCGUCAAAGAGGAGGAGGACACGCCCGAGCACCUUCUAGCCAAGAAAUACGGAGGCUUCAUGAAGCGCUACGGAGGCUUCAUGGCGCGCCGCUCCUCCUCCGCGCCAGAGGGGGCGCUAGAGGAGACCGCCAGCACAGACGGCCAGGAGAACCUCCGGAACGAGAUCCUAAAAAUCCUGAGCGCGGCCACAGCGCGCGGCGAGAGCGGAGCCGAGGCCGUCAAGAGGUACGGCGGCUUCAUGCGGAGGGGAGGGGCCCAGAGCGACGCGCUGGAGGCCAUCUUGGGGCGGGGCCUGGAGAAGCGCUACGGCGGCUUCAUGCGGCGCGUGGGUCGGCCCGAGUGGCUCGUCGACGGCAGCAAGAGCGGGGGAGUGUUUAAGCGCGCCUGGGAGGGCAGCCCGCUACACAAGCGCUACGGAGGCUUCAUGGACUAA